Ostertagia ostertagi is the source of this 1158-nucleotide messenger RNA. Lineage: Eukaryota; Metazoa; Nematoda; Chromadorea; Rhabditida; Trichostrongylidae. The record is from the annotation of a GenBank genome assembly.
AUGUCCGUGUCAUCGGUGGGCACAAUGAACGGCAACGAGCUGCGGCCACUUCGUCGUCCAAGGGAACCGACGAUGGGUGAGCUGUUCGCACCACGGAUCAAAGAACGAGGAUCGAUAUCAGCCGAUCAGGCGCUCAUCCAUAUGAUUAAGGUUAUGAUGGGCACCGGUAUGUUAUCACUGCCGUUGGCUUUCAAACAUUCUGGAUUAUGGCUUGGCAUGUUUCUACUAGCCGCUAUUUGUUUGAUUUGUAUAUUUUGUACGCGACAACUCGUCCUUUCACAACAUUACAUUGGUUUUUUGAAAUCUCAACCCCGAUUAGAUUACGCGAAUGUGAUGCGCUCAGCGGUCGAGAUCGGUCCUCCGUGGAUAAGAGAUCGCGGUUAUUUUUGGAAGCAAGUAGUCAACGUGAACAUGUUCAUGGCGCAGUUCGGUUUUUGUUGCGUGUAUUUCGUGUUUAUGGCGGACAAUCUCAAGCAGUAUUUUCCGUGGAAUUGCAUUAGAUCCACGAAUGGAGAAAAUUUACAAAAGAACUUAUGUCUUUCUCCCUAUUAUUAUACCUUUGUAUCUGUUAAGUUCUUUGACCAAACAUCACAAAUCCAUAUCUCACAAGCCGGUUGGAUCGCCUUGCUGGUGGUUCCACUGAUGGCACUCUGCACAAUCAGAGAACUGAAGGCCUUAGCUCCUCUGGCAGCCCUAGCAAAUGCGGUCUAUCUGGUAGCGGUCUGCAUCGUGCUGCAGCAGCUUUUCCAAUACGAUCGUCCUGCUAGCUCAUUACCGGCCGUCGCCAACUGGUCAACAUUGCCGCUUUUCUUUGGCACCGUCAUGUUCGCUUUUGAAGGAGUCGCUGUGGUGCUGCCGAUUGAGAAUCAAAUGGAUGAACCACUGCAUUUCAUCACUCACCACAAUGGUGUACUGAACACUGCAUGCCUACUUGUACUCGUUCUGUAUAUGACCGUCGGAUUUUUUGGAUAUUUGCGGUUUGGCAACGACAUUAUGGAUACUCUCACGUUGAAUUUACCACAGACAAACUUCUAUCAAGUGAUUAAGCUGAUGUUCGUAGCUUGUAUACUAGUUUCAUAUCCACUUCAAUUCUAUGUUCCCAUGGAACGCAUUGAGAAAUGGAUCAAACGCAAGGUGGGGUCGUUUCAUAUUUCUUGA